Molecule: messenger RNA, 795 nt
Organism: Cetraspora pellucida
Lineage: Eukaryota; Fungi; Glomeromycota; Glomeromycetes; Diversisporales; Gigasporaceae
Source: the annotation of a GenBank genome assembly
AUGCCUCUUAAUAGGUCCAAUAUCUUAAGAUUAAUUUCUAUAAAAAGUGGUGCAUUUUCUUUUCCAAAUUCAUCACUGAAACCAAAAUUUUCCCGUUUUUAUCGUAGUCUUAACAGUCAAGAUGGACAGUAUGCGAUAGCUCACACUACGAAGCCAUCACCUUAUUUAGACUCAGUUCAAGAGAAGACCGUGUCUUCAUUCGCAAUGUCUCGAAUGAUGGUGUCUUCAGUACAAGGAUCUUUCUUGAAGUUUCUUGUACAGACAAGUAAAGCUAAAAGGGUACUUGAAAUUGGUGCUUUUACAGGUUAUUCAGCGUUGUGCAUGGCCGAAGCUCUACAAGGACGAGGACCAGAUGCCAAAGUAGUCACAUUAGAAAAGAGCGAAGAGUAUUUUAAGGCGGCAAAAGAGAACAUAGAGUCUUCUGGACUUGGACACCUGAUUGAUCUGAAGCUUGGCGAUGCGAGAGAGAUAGAUAUAGUUUCAAAUUUGGAUAAUUCGGUAAAAUACGACCUAAUAUUUCUUGAUGCUGACAAAGGUGGUUAUAUCCAUUAUUAUAAUAUUAUUCUCGAGCGAGAUCUUCUUUCAGAUGAUGGAUUUAUCGUCGCUGAUAAUGUUUUGUUUGGUGGACAUGUAUCACAAGUGCCUAAAGCAAAAGAUCUCAGUCAAUUUCCUCCUCCGGCCAAACAUUUACAUGCAUUCAACGAACACGUUGCUAAUGACGAGAAAACUACGCAAAUACUUUUACCAUGCUUUGACGGAAUCAUGUUAAUUCAAAAAAAGGCCUCUAACGCAUAG